Molecule: messenger RNA, 2062 nt
Organism: Anopheles darlingi
Lineage: Eukaryota; Metazoa; Arthropoda; Insecta; Diptera; Culicidae
Gene: x16
Product: probable splicing factor, arginine/serine-rich 6
Exons: 3
Coding region: 280-957 (225 amino acids)
Biological process (GO): mRNA splicing, via spliceosome
Cellular component (GO): nuclear speck
Molecular function (GO): RNA binding; zinc ion binding
Source: RefSeq, a predicted model, not a curated record
UUUGGUGCGUGGUGCGCGUGCUGCGAAAAAAGGUUUUUGAAAAAUAUUUUCGUGGUGGAAGAAAAUAAUCGAUCCAUUUGUGAAUUGCGACGCUGAAAAGCGUACGAAAAAGCGCGUGAACCAUCUGUGGAAUUGUUGAGUUGGCGGAUUUUCGCUGCUUUGCACUGUUGGCUUGGGCAAGAUAUGUAAAUACAGCCACUUGUCUGCUACACUUUUGAACCACUACAAAAAUACACCGGACGACGCUUGCCUUGAGACCGCCAAACCAGCCAGUUCAAGAUGUCUCGCUAUCCGCAUGACGCCAAGGUUUAUGUUGGUGAGUUAGGUAAUAACGCCAGCAAGCAGGACAUCGAGGAAGCGUUCGGCUAUUACGGACCACUGCGGAACGUUUGGGUCGCUCGCAAUCCGCCGGGCUUUGCCUUCGUGGAGUUCGAGGAUGCGCGCGACGCGGAGGACGCGGUGCGCGGACUCGAUGGACGCACGAUCUCCGGUCGCCGUGCCCGAGUAGAGCUGUCCACGGGCCGUGGAGGGCGUGGUGGCGGCGGUGGUGGUCGCGGUGGACCGCCGCGCGGGGGAGGUAAACCUGGCGGCCGGUUCCAAUCGGAUGACCGGUGUUACGAGUGUGGCGGUCGGGGCCAUUUCGCUCGUGACUGCUCGCGUCGUCGAGGCCGCAAAAGAUCGCGUAGCCGCAGCCCCCGGUCACGAUCUCGCGAGUUAAGAACGCGCUCGCAGAGCUACAGUCGGUCGCGUAGCCGUUCCCGCGACCGUGGAUCGCGGACAAAGACGACACCGAAACGUGCCGCACCCAACAACCGUUCGGUGAGCAAAUCACCCCGUCGCCUGUCGAGAAGCCCGUCAAGAAGUCGCUCGCGCACUCCCAAGCGCUCACUGUCACGCUCACAGUCGCGCUCCGUUUCGCGAUCCCGUUCUCGUCAUCGUAACGGGGAUCACGAUUAAGCGAUUCCCGAGCAUGCAGUAAGAGUACCUCUCUGUUGUGCCCUCGCCAGGCCGCACAUCUUCACCAGUACUUCUUGGUUAACCAACAAAGAAAGAGUAGCAUUGAUGGCGAAAAAGAUGAAAGAGAACUGAAAGGAUCGAUGUGCAGCAGAUGGUGGUAAUUAACGGUAGGACGUGGAUGCGAUAAGUUCUGAAUUUCCGACUGCAUAGACCAAGGGGGAGACAUCCGCAUUCAAACUUAACGUAACACAACGAGAUACGAAACUGAAGGAAGGUUACAGACCACCGAGUAAAGGAAUGAAGUAGAUCGAAUAGCGGAAUAGUGCGGCCUGUGAGAGGGGUACAUCCUGCAGCAGAGUAGCGGCAGAAAUUGUAUCGUAUAGACAAGGAGCAAAGCGUCAUCGGCUAGGAUUUACAGAUUUAGCUCGUAAGAAGCUCAGAAGUUCAAACAAACCCUACUACAAACGACAGUUUCAUCUCAAGUGAAGUAGCACCACAUUUUGUCAAACGUUUUCAAGUAACGUGCGUAGGUAACAUUUCAUUCGUCGAGCGUGUAUGUGUGUGGUGUGGUGUGGUUUGUGUUUGUGUGCAUGUAUGUUAGUAUUUGGUCUCUUGAACAUCGUUGAAGCCGCUCCUUCUGGCUAUUAUUUCAACAUACAACUCACAGAUACGACAGCACGGGCGAGUAAUAGGGUAAAAUUAUUUUACAAAUUUCUGACGCCACGGCGUACGUGUCCUGCACACCUCAUAGGAAAUACGAUUACACACUGACUAGUAGGGUACAGCCAAAACCACUGAUAACACUAAACUGCAGACAUGGACUACUACAGAAUAAUGGACACAAGCGGUUUUAAUUUUCGUUCCGUUACCUGAAUGCCUCGGAGGAGAUGACGACGGCAGAGAGAAGAAAAGAGCAGGAGGGGUAGAACGAUGGAGUACGUCGAUCUCAUGGAUUAACACGGUAGACGGAACACAGUUAUUACAACAAGCUGCAUUUUUUUUUCACUUGGAUUUGGUAUCUACAACAUGUACUUUUUGAUGACGGGACAGAGCGGUAGCGGUAGGAAGUAAGCGAAUAAAUGAAUAAAUUGAAAUCCGAAUAAGA